Messenger RNA from Naegleria lovaniensis, 2169 nucleotides. RefSeq lists its product as uncharacterized. Gene Ontology annotation, cellular component: peroxisome. Lineage: Eukaryota; Heterolobosea; Eutetramitea; Acrasida; Naegleriidae. Gene Ontology annotation, molecular function: fatty acid binding; acyl-CoA oxidase activity; FAD binding. The record is from RefSeq and is a predicted model, not a curated record. Bases 1 to 2169 code for a protein of 722 amino acids. Gene Ontology annotation, biological process: fatty acid beta-oxidation using acyl-CoA oxidase; lipid homeostasis. The transcript is spliced from 3 exons.
AUGUCCUUCAUUCAACAACAACGAAGACUUGACAUUUUACUUUCACAUUUGAAUCCAUUUUCUCUUUCGGAGCAGAACACAACAACCAAUGAAUUGGUGAGUCUUCAUUCCUGUUCUGGUGGAAUUCAUGAUGACAGUAAUAACACUCGUCUUCCAAAAGCCAAUGAUUUAGAAGCCAAUGAAAAUCUUCGUCGAUUUCAUCUUGCACUGAAGAGACAAGACCGUCCACUUCUACCCCAAACGAAAUCUCUCAAAGAUUUGAAAGCUUUCUACGCUCCAGAUUCACACUCACUUUCCUCUCGUUUAUUGCAAUCCAUGGAAGCUUCAUUAUUUUCCCACGGUUUCACUGCAGGUCGAGAACGGAUUUGGCAUUUGCUUUCACAAGAUCAAUUUCUCAUUGAUAAUGAAUGGUCAGUGCAUCAAUAUCGACAACAAUUAGAUUCUCAAUAUCGUGAGCUCAUGAAACAUGGUUUAUUGAGUGUUGAGAGCGUGAAUCAAGAUAUUUAUUCAUUAUUGGGAGUUUUGGAAGGAACUGUUAUCUAUGACAUGUCAUGCACUGCCAAAAUGGUGAAAUGUUUACAAUUAUGUGGAAGUUGCAUUUACAAAUUAGGCACUGAAAAACAUCGUCAUUUACUGGAUGGAAUUAACAAGGGACAAGAUAUCAUGUGUUUCAUGAUGACUGAAUUAACACACGGAUCCAAUGUGAAAGGAAUUGAAACUACGGCAACUUUUGAUCCCACUACGAAAGAAUUUAUCAUUCAUUCACCUACAAAAUCCUCUUACAAAAUUUGGGUCGGAAAUUCAGCAGUUUAUGGAACCAAAGCUUGUGUAUUCGCUCAAUUAAUUGUGAACAAUGAAAAUAAGGGAGUUCAUGUGUUUGUAGUUCCCAUUCGAGAUCCAUUGACUCUUGAAUUGUAUGAUGGAAUUCAAAUCAAAGAUAUUGGAGUGAAACAAGGAUGGAAUGCAGUGGACAAUGGAUGUAUUGCAUUUGAAAAGGUGAGAGUUCCAUUGGAUUCAUUGUUGAAUCGUUAUGGUGAAGUCACUCCUGAUGGAAAGUAUGUGAGUGCCAUUAAGGAUGAAAAUAUGAGAUUUGCGGUCACCUUGUCAUCGCUUGCUAUGGGUCGAUUGUUGUAUUGUGCAGGACCAACCUAUGCAUUGAAAGCUGGAUUAACCACUGCCAUUCGUUACGCUCAUCAACGAAGACAAUUUGGAAACAAGGACCAAAAGGAAAAUUUAAUUUGGGAAUAUCCCACUCAUCAUGAUUUAAUUUUACCCAUGCUCGCCAACACGUUUGCAUUCUUUUCAGGAUUUUCCACUCUCGCUCAUGAUUAUUCUAUUUCUGACAACAAGACGCAAUCUUUUGAGGAUUUCAAUGCCAUUGUAUCAGGUGUGAAAGCAUAUAUUUGUGAAUAUGCAACACCAGCAUUACGAGAAUUAAGAGUGGCAUGUGGAGGACAUGGUUAUUCCAAUAAUAAUAGAAUUGGAAUUUUGAUGAAUGAUAUGUGCGUGUUUGGAACUGCUGAAGGCGACUCGAUUGUCUUGUAUCAACAAUUAGCAAAAUAUUUAUUUGAUCGAGUCAAGAAGAAACAAUCCAAGACGACGACAAGUCUUUCUCCAGUCUUGCAACAAGUGUUGACGUGUGAAUCUACGAAUCCAAAAGGUCAAAACGAUGUGUUGAAUUUAGAAUUCCAAAAGAAGGCAUUGGCAUUUCGAGUGAAGAAAUUAUUGGAAGAGUGUCAAUCUCAAAUUGGAUCUUAUUUGAAACAACAAAAAGAUUUCCAAACUGCAUGGAAUUUGAGUUUGGUCAAAAUUAUUGAACUUGCGAGAAGUUAUGUCGAAUUGGAAUUACUUUUUAGAAUGCAGGAAACUUUAUUGAAGAAUGCUGUGGAUCAAGAAACUCGUGACAUUUUCAAAACGAUCAGUAGUCUCUUUUCUCUUUACAUGAUUCGUCAAAAUCUUUCCUAUUAUUUAAUUCAUGAAUAUUUUGAUAUUGAAAUUUCGAAAAUGAUUAUGGAUGAGACUCUUCCUGGCCUCUAUGAACAGUUGAAACAUAUUUCAUUGGAUCUCGUUGAAGCUUUCAACAUUCCUGAUUUUCUGUUGAGAGCUCCAAUUGGAAUUCAUCAUCAAAAUUAUGUUGAUAAUACAUUGCAAAGUAUUGGAUUUUAUUGA